AACUACAGGGAAAAUCACACCAUCAGCCUCCCUCUUUCUGCAUAUGGACCACCCUUCACUGUUCUCUCCUGGUGGACAGAGUUUGCUGGUGCCACAGCAGUGUGCAGGCCCUCAUUCUCAAUGAGAGCAAAGGCAGAGGGGGACUGAGAAUGGAGAGCAUGAACCUGCAGAGGAAACACAACUGAGAGACCACUUGGGCUACUGACUCAACUCACUGCAGAUCUCUCGCUUGUUUGAUGAUAAACAGAGGAGGAACCAUGGGACCUGGAAUGUGGAGCCUAUUUAUUCUGUUUGGUCUGUCUCUUUGGAGCAACACUCAAGCCUUCACCAAGAACCCCAUCCUGUCCCGGAUACGAAGGGCUCCAGAGGCCAAUGGAGAAAACAAGAAGUGCUCCUACACCUUCCUGGUCCCUGAACAGAAGAUCACAGGCCCCAUCUGCGCCGCCCGGGGUUAUUCAACUGACAAGGACCGAGUGACACGCCUGGACGUGGCCUCGGUGCGUGACCUGCUGUCAAAGCAGCGCCGGGAGAUGGACACUUUGAAACUGGUGGUGGAUGUGGACGGCAACUUGGUGAAUGAGAUGAAGCUGCUGAGGAAAGAGAGCAGGAACAUGAACUCCAGAGUGACUCAGCUCUACAUGCAGCUGCUGCACGAGAUCAUCAGAAAGAGGGAUAACUCGCUGGAGCUGGCUCAGCUGGAGACACGAAUCCUCAAUGCCACCACUGAGUCGCUGCGCCUGGCCUCCCGCUACAGGGAACUGGAAGCCAAGUAUGCAGCCCUGUCUGCGGUGGUGAACAACCAGUCAGUGCUGAUCGGAGCGCUGGAGGAGCGUUGUAUGCAGGUGUACAGUCGUAGGCAUGAACAACCACCCCUGGGACCUCCACUGGUGCAGGUUGUGCCUGAGAACAUUCCAGUCAAUGUGCCACGUUUCACCAAUGAGAUCCAGAGGGACAACACCCGAGGGUUUGCCCGGGAAAGGGGCUCUCGUUCCGGGCCAUCACCCACCAGCGGUACCCUGGAAGUCCAGAAACCUCCUCAGAGAAACUUCAGUACAGAAGGCCCGUUCAGAGACUGUUGGGAGGCACAGGAGGCCGGACACAGCACCAGUGGCAUGUACUUGAUCCGACCCGACGAAGCAGAGAGGCCGGUGCAGGUGUGGUGUGAACAGGAUAUAGACAACGGAGGAUGGACCGUUAUUCAGAGCAGAAAGGACGGCUCGGUUAACUUCUUCAGGAACUGGGAUAACUACAAGAGUGGCUUUGGAAACAUAGACGGUGAAUACUGGCUCGGCCUUGAAGGCAUCUAUAACCUCGGGAGGCAGGGCGACUACAAGCUGCUGGUGGAGCUGGAGGACUGGAUGGGCAAGAAGGUCUACGCUCAGUACAACAGCUUCCACCUGGAGCCAGAGAGUGAGGGAUACCGUCUGCGCCUGGGCACCUACCAGGGCAACGCCGGGGACUCGCUCAGCAGCCACAACGGCAAACAGUUCACCACUCUGGAUCGAGAUAAGGAUGCCUUUUCAGGUAACUGUGCCCAUUUCCAUAAAGGAGGCUGGUGGUACAAUGCUUGUGGCCAAGCCAAUCUGAACGGUGUCUGGUACAGUGGAGGAGUCUACCGCAGCAAAUUCCAAGACGGCAUCUUCUGGGCCGACUACGGCGGAGGCUUCUACUCCAUGAAGGCUGUUCGCAUCAUGAUCAGGCCCAUAGACUGAGAAGAUACGUUAACCAGGCUGGUUGAGGGGCAGCUAUUGAGGCCAGGGCAAACUUGAAACUCAAACUAUGGCUCCGUAUGUCAGCAGUAACUGGUUGGACUUAGAUCGAAGAACCACACCAUAGGAGAUUAUCAACCAUCAGCUGGUGACCUGAGCUGCCUCCUGCAACAGACUGAACAUUGUUAUUAUAUCAUAAUAGAUGCACACAUAGAGGGAUUUAGAGGACAUGACUAUUUAUAGUAAGCCAUGCAGCUCCUUCAACCACGUAAUACGUAUGAUGGUGAAGGAAAAUUAAGAAUAACUGCCAAUAUUUUGCAGUUAAAUAAUGCAGUCUGUCUUUCUGAUUAAGAAAGUAUUUUUCUCAUUACUGCAAUACUUCAUGGAGAACUUCACUACUGAUUGGUACUGAUUUCAUUUGCAAGCUUUAGCUUCCUACCUCGCCAGGAUAAAUAUCUGGGGAAAACACUCUUAUAUGGUAUUCAACUUGCUAUAGUUGCUGGGAGCUGGAAAGUACAUUUCGUUAAUACCAAUACACAUUUUUUAAGCUUUGUAUCCACUUCCAGAUGUGAAAUGCCAACACCUCAGUGAGAUGGAGUUGGCCCAUUUGAUAACCCAAAAAACAAUAGUGACUAUUUUAUUUAAUCCCUACUCUUAAAAUGAUCUUUAUACUGCAUGUUAAAGCAUUUUGCCCAAGUGCAGAUGACCAGAAAGGAUAAUUUAUGUGUAUAAUUAACUUAUCAUAACAGUGAAAAGGACCAGGUGUCCCGAGGGAACAGUAAAUGAUCCUACAGAAAAAAGGACUAAUUUCCUCCACUGACUAUAUGACAAUCAUUCACAAAGUGUGCUUAACACAUAUGGACAUAUGCUGUUAUAUGUUUUUCUCAUAUGGCUGUUGAUUAAAUUUCAGUAUGACUCUGGAAAGCUUGAGCAUUGUUGGGAGGGAAAAAAAACGGAAUUGGGUUUUGUUUUGAGUGGUUUUCGAGCGCAAAAAAUAUGCCGACCAAGCGUGUUGAGAGUUAUAGGCAUUGGGAGAGACAACGAGAAACACAUUUUAGAGAGCUAGACAGGAUGGAGAACGAAAAAGAGGUGGGGGGAAGGGAGGAGGGGAUGAACUGGGAUGGAACUGGUCCAAAUUUCCAAGUUAUUUUUUCCAUGUCAACCCCUACCCCACAAUCUUCCUUUUAAAUACUCAGAAAUGUACAUUCUUUCCGCACAAAAGUGCUUGAAUUGUAUGUUUUUGUAAAAAUAUCUUUCACUGACAAAGUCACGGGUCCCUGCGCUCUGUAAUCACCGGUAGGGAUGGAAAGCAGCAUCCUUUUUGGCAAAACCAUCGCAGAGGAGAGGGGAUUUUAAACUGCUGGGUCUGCUUUGAACAACAGCACUGCAUCCAAAACACACAUGAAAGGCAGCGUUCAUCUGAAAAUAGACUCAUAUUGUGCUGUUUUUUUCUUAUUGCCCACAAUGGCCCUCACACCCAUCUCUUUAAACAACUUUUAUGCAGCAACGAAACACAAAACAGGGACACCGGUCAAACCCAGCUGGACAUGGAGGCAUGUUUAUGGACAUGUAAAAAGGCUGAAUCUAAUAAAAAUGUAUUUAUAUUCUUGAAAUUAAACAGCAAUAAAAGCUGAAACGGA
Messenger RNA from Amphiprion ocellaris (clown anemonefish), 3349 nucleotides. It is a transcript of the gene angptl1b, whose product is annotated as angiopoietin-like 1b. The record is from RefSeq and is a predicted model, not a curated record. Lineage: Eukaryota; Metazoa; Chordata; Actinopteri; Pomacentridae. The coding region runs from base 237 to 1712 and encodes 491 amino acids. The transcript has 5 exons. Gene Ontology annotation, biological process: cell surface receptor protein tyrosine kinase signaling pathway.